This is a messenger RNA of Helianthus annuus (common sunflower), 609 nucleotides long. RefSeq names its product probable glutathione S-transferase DHAR2, chloroplastic. The record is from RefSeq and is a predicted model, not a curated record. Gene Ontology annotation, biological process: cellular oxidant detoxification; protein glutathionylation; ascorbate glutathione cycle. The annotation marks the transcript as partial. The transcript has 5 exons. NCBI's taxonomy places the organism in Eukaryota, Viridiplantae, Streptophyta, Magnoliopsida, Asterales, Asteraceae. Gene Ontology annotation, molecular function: glutathione dehydrogenase (ascorbate) activity.
CCCGUUCCAAUAUAUGUAGCUCUGCCCCUGAUAAUCACAAUCAUAUUACCAAAGGCUACAAUUAGUAAAAAAUUUGGGUGCACAGUUAUUUUUAUAUAUCUGUUGUUUCAGGUCCGAUUACACAGAGUUUUGCUGACACUGGAAGAGAAGCAUCUUCCUUAUGACCUAAAGUUAGUUGAUCUCGGUAACAAGCCAGACCGGUUUUUAAGUAUUAGCCCAGAAGGUAAAGUCCCAUUGGCGAAAGUUGAUGACAAAUGGAUAGCAGAUUCCGAUGUUAUUACACAGACAGUAGAGGAAAAGUUCCCCGACCCGUCACUGGUGACCCCACCUGAGAAAGCUUCUGUCGGGUCGAAGAUCUUUUCGACAUAUAUUGGCUUCUUAAAAAGCAAAGAUGCGAAUGAUGGAACAGAGCAAGCUUUACUGAAUGAACUCUCUGCUUUCAAUGAUUACAUCAAAGAAAAUGGUCCGUUUAUCAACAGAAAGGAUAUCUCUGCUGCAGACUUGUCGCUAGGUCCGAAGCUGUACCAUAUGGAGAUCGCUUUGAGUCAUUAUAAGAAGUGGUCAGUCUCAGAUUCACUUCCCCUUCUGAAAAUAUACAUGAAGCCUUAA